GGCAAUUGGCUUCCGAACUGCCAAACAUAAACAUCGAACCUCUCCCAGACUAUCAUUUCAGAAAAUCAAAUCAAUUCAAAUCCAAUCAAAUGGAUUCGUUAGAGGACUGGGAUUCUCUUGUUCAUCGAUUCAUAACUAAAGAUGCCUCUCCAGAUUUAUUCUUACCCAAUCACUGUAGUGACACGGGAAUUGAUGGAAUUGACUCCUCAACUCUUAAUUUUGUAUCUCAAGAAAAUGAAUUUGCAGAGGUGGAUGAUUGGAUACAAAAAGAAACUCCAGAUGCGGAGGGUUCUCGCAAGAGGUCACGCGGUGAAUCAUGCUGCAGACCAGGGACAAAAGCAUGCCGUGAGAGAUUGCGGCGUGAGAAAUUGAAUGAAAGGUUUCUGGAUCUAAGCUCUAUUUUGGAACCUGGGAGACCUGUUAAAACAGAUAAACCAGCAAUAAUUGAUGAUGCUAUCAGAGUUUUGACCCAACUGAGAAAUGAAGCUCAGGAGCUCAAAGAAACAAAUGAAAAGCUACAAGAAGAUAUAAAAGUUUUAAAGGCUGAGAAGAAUGAACUUCGUGAAGAGAAGCUUGUACUGAAGGCAGAAAAAGAAAGGAUGGAGCAACAGCUAAAGCCGAUGACAGUUCCAUCUGCUGGGUUUCUGCCAGCCCACCCAGCGGCAUAUCAUACAGCGGCAAAUAAGAUGGCAGUUUUCCCUGCUUAUAGUUUGGUCCCAAUGUGGCAAUAUUUACCUCCUACUGAAUGCGAUACAUCUAAUGAUCAUGAACUCAGGCCACCUGCAGCCUAGUCUCCAUUCAUUCAUUUUUUUAUCCUUUUAAUUCUUGUAUUGUUUAUCCAGAUGAUUUGUUUCUGUGGCAAUUAAUUCCUGAGGGUUCAGUUUUUGGAACUGUUCUUCAGAACUUUGAUCAACAUCAAUGCUCUCCACAGUAUGGUUGUAAUUGCUGAACCUUAUUGUUCUUUAUGAAAUUAGAAAGAUGGUAUGCAUUCUAACGCAGAUAAGGAUG
Molecule: messenger RNA, 1008 nt
Organism: Rubroshorea leprosula
Lineage: Eukaryota; Viridiplantae; Streptophyta; Magnoliopsida; Malvales; Dipterocarpaceae
Source: the annotation of a GenBank genome assembly